UCGGCUGUGAGAGCUCCAGUGGGUGCCUGUGAGUGAGUGACACCCUCCAUCCCUCCACCAUGCUGCUGUUGUGUGUGACCUGGCUUGGCCUCGUGUCCCUGGGUUGGGACCAGGGCUGUUCAGCCGUCAGCACUACCAGAGCCCAGGGAGGCCACAGGGGACACAUGCAGAGGGACCGCAGGAACAUCAGACCCAACAUCAUCCUCAUCAUGACCGACGAUCAGGACACAGAGCUGGGUUCUCUCCAGGUGAUGAAUAAGACUCGUAAGAUAAUGGAGAAUGGAGGCACCUCAUUCAUCAACGCCUUUGUGACCACGCCCAUGUGCUGUCCGUCUCGCUCGUCCAUGCUGACAGGGAAGUAUGUUCACAAUCACAACACGUACACCAACAACGAGAACUGUUCUUCCCUGUCCUGGCAGGCCCAGCAUGAACCACGCUCCUUCGCUGUCUACCUCAACAACACGGGAUACAGGACAGCGUUCUUUGGGAAGUAUCUGAACGAGUACAACGGUAGCUACAUCCCUCCCGGGUGGCGUGAAUGGGUGGGGCUCAUCAAAAACUCUCGCUUUUAUAAUUACACCGUCUGUCGGAACGGGCACAAGGAGAAACACGGCGUGGAGUAUUCCAAGGACUAUUUCACGGACCUGAUCACCAACGACAGUAUCAACUUCUUCCGUAUGUCCAAGAAGGUGUACCCUCACCGGCCAGUGAUGAUGGUCCUCACCCACGCUGCCCCCCACGGGCCGGAGGACUCAGCCCCACAAUACGCAGAGAUGUUCCCUAAUGCCUCACAACACAUCACCCCCAGUUAUAACUACGCCCCCAACAUGGAUAAACACUGGAUCAUGCAGUACACCGGCCCCAUGAGACCCAUCCACAUGGAGUUCACUAACUUCCUGCACAGAAAGAGACUGCAAACACUCAUGUCAGUGGACGACUCUGUACAGAAGGUAUAUGAGAUGUUGGUAGAGAGUGGGGAACUGGACAACACCUACAUAAUCUACACGGCUGACCACGGCUACCACAUUGGCCAGUUUGGGCUGGUCAAGGGGAAGUCCAUGCCCUACGACUUUGACAUCAGAGUGCCCUUCUUCCUCCGCGGGCCCAACGUCGAACCUGGAGCCGUUGUCCCUCAGCUGGUGUUGAACAUUGAUCUGGCCCCCACCAUACUGCACAUGGCUGGGCUGGACACACCUCCAGACAUGGACGGGAAGUCCAUCCUCAAACUACUGGAACAGGAGAAGACUGGAAACAGAUUCAAACGCAAUCGGAAACCCACAGUCUGGAGAGAUACAUUCCUGGUGGAGAGAGGUAAACUCCUGAGGAAGAAGGAGGACAGAGGCGGUAGUUCAACCACCCAGAACACCAACAGCCUGCCCAAAUACAAGAAGGUCAAAGAGGUGUGUCAACAGGCAGAGUUCCAGACACCUUGUGAACAGCCUGGACAGAAGUGGCACUGUGUGGAGGAGAUCACUGGGAAGUGGCGGAUCCAGAAGUGUAAAGGAGGUGGACUGAAGGAGGGCCCUAGGAAGAGGGCCCCCAGCCUGAGGCCUCAUGGCAGCUACAACAGUAGGGAGAGGGAACCCUGCGACUGUGGCCUUGACCGACCGGGACGCUCACACCGCCAGUUCACACCCUCCUCUGGAGAACCAGGCUAUAGGCCUCGUUUCGUCCAUACUCGACCCACCAGAUCUCUGUCCGUGGAGUUCGAAGGGCAGAUCUAUGACGUUGACCUCGCGGCAGACGACCAGUCAGCCGUGCAGAGACGUGUCAUCAGAAAGCGUCACUAUGAGCAGGAUGACCCCGAGUUUGCCUUGGAGUCAGACGACAGGUCAGAGGAGAUGCUAGCGGAUGAUACCAACGCCGUGGGGUACCCGAACUCUGUCAAGGUCACACACAAGUGUUACUUCCUGAUGAAUGACACGGUCCACUGUGAGAGAGAGAUCUACUCUUCCUCUAGAGCCUGGAAGGACCAUAAGAGCUAUGUGGACCAGGAAAUCGAGGCCCUUCAGGACAAGAUAAAGAACCUUCGGGAGGUCAGGGGUCAUCUGAAGAGGAGGCGACCUGAUGAGUGUGACUGUGGAAAGAAGAGGGAGGCGGCCCAAGAAGUGGAUGGGAAGACGCAGCUGUUUAACGAGAUCAGGCGGAAGAAAAAGGAGAGGAAAGAGAGAAAGAGGCUGAAAAAUGGGGAUGACUGUAGUCUACCUGGCCUCACCUGUUUCACUCACAACAACGACCACUGGCAGACCGCCCCCUUCUGGAACCUGGGAGCAUUCUGUGCCUGCACCAGUUCCAACAACAACACCUACUGGUGCGUGAGGACCAUCAACGAAACGCACAACACCCUGUUCUGUGAGUUCGCUACGGGCUUCCUCGAGUACUUUGACCUCAACCACGACCCCUAUCAGUUGACCAACGUGGUGUAUUCCGUGGACAGAGAGGUGUUGAACACCCUCCAUUCCCAGCUGAUGGAGAUGAGGAGCUGCCAGGGACACAAGCAGUGUAACCCCCGACCCAAAGGGCUGGACACAACAGGAGGUAAAGAUGGAGACAGCUACGAAGCACACAGCACUCAGCCAGUCUGGGACGGACGAGCGGGUUAAGCUGCCCAACCUGACGGAGGAGGAGGUGACAACAGCCCAGGACGACUGGCACAUCUUCCAGAAGGACGUUGAUAAUGUUUCUGCUACACCUUUUAGACCAACCGGAGAAAAACAACGACGACGACCAAAACCCCAAAAAGCUUGACUUUAAGGAUGACCCGGCGUCUGUGCAGAGGGGGCCCGUGGGGCUGGAGGAGGGCAGCGGGGGGAAAAGGAGAGGAGACCCCCAGCCAGGCCUGGUCACCCUGAACUGGGACUCCCAGAGACCCCCAGCCAGGACAUCUGGCCUGGUCACCCUGAACUGGGCCACCACGGGACUCCCAGAGACCCCCCUCACCACUCCUCUUGCCCCAAGCACCCCCCCCCCCCCCCCCCCUCAGUUCCACACAGCACGCGACUCAAAGGUUAGAGGUUAACUACAAUCUAUGAAUGAGCUCCCGGAUGAGACUAACCCAUUAGACAGACCUCAGGUGGUGUCUGCGAUGACGUUAUCAUCUCUGUGACGUCAGCAGAUCAGAGGGGGAGGGGCCUGGGGGGGAGGUGGUUGCCCGUGAGUGGCCCAUCAGCUGGAGGAGGGGCUAGACAGCGAGGAGGCGGGGCUGGUCUUCAGUGGCAACAGGAACAACGGGCUGACGGAGAAGGAGGUGUGACACAAUGACCUGGAGAGGGGGACGGAGCUGGGAGGAAGCCUCAUCCAGGGACUGGAGCUGGGAGGAAGAGGCCCAAGGCUACCUCCCCCUCUCCCCACAGACAGACAAUGAAGCCCACUACAGGCCUCCAACACUAUCACUGGGAGCCCCCAAGGGGACUGGGUUGGUAGUGGGCCAGCACCUCCAGACCCAACAGUAACAGGUAGAGAUGCAGUAGACUCCCUAGGGCCAAUCCCCUCAGCCCUCCUCCAACCACACCCAGUGAGACACACACAGACAAAUUAAAGGUGCUGACCUGCCAUUGGGCAGCCUGGUGGUCACCAUAGAGACACAGAAACUGGGGGAGAUGGAGAGCCAAGAUGGCUGACGAUGAUUUCAGCACCAGUCAGUUAGAGCUGUAUUAUUAAUGAGUAUUAAAGUUAUUUUUGUUUUUUCAUUUAUUAUUAUUGGAAAAACUACAGUGUUCUGUUUUUUCAAAAUAUAUAUUUUGUUAAAAAAAUAUGUAAAUCCUUAACACAGCAGAAAUUAUUGAAAUAUGGGGAAUUCAACUUUUAAUUGAUUUUAAUUAAGAUCCAAGUCCAAAAUAACACAGUUGACCAUUUAAAUAAUAUAUAUAUAUUAAAGGUUAGAAGAAUGGUGAAACCAUUUCCUGGUCUGAAGGUUAUAGUUGUCUUUUGGUGUUAGCGAACACCUUGGUGUGCUGCAAUGGAGUUGGUUAAUGCUAACACCUUGGUGUGCUACAAUGGAGUUGGCUAAUGCUAACACCUUGGUGUGCUACAAUGGAGUUGGCUAAUGCUAACACCUUGGUGUGCUACAAUGAAGUUGGCUAAUACUAACAGACUCAGGCCGGGACGCAAUUUGAUCUGCGUUAGAUCCGUGUUAAAGAGUGCUUGACAUUUAAAGUCAUUUUCCGAUUGAGCUGACAUUUGCAGUGUUUACUGUGAAUGCGAUUGCCUGUGAAUGCGGGAGCGUUACCUUUUUAAAAGACGCAUUGUCGAUAAUGCGCGAUCGGAUUGAAUCCGCCCUCAAUCAUCUCUAGACCGAUCGUCACUCAGAUGAUGCCAAUCGUUUGACCCUAAAUGCACUUUAAACAUUCAGCUUUUCCCUUGAACUGACCGUUGUCUUUAGUUUAAAUGUUUGUGGUUUGGAAAAAGGUAGUCACUGGUCGUGUCCGAAAUCUGACUUGCCUACUACUUAAACUAACCAUUGUGUACUAAACGUACUACAUGCUAAUUAAAACGCACCGUUUAGUAAGAAUGUACGAAGUAAGCAACAAAUAUCAACGUACUGCUCAUCCAUACUGAGAAGGAGUCAUCGACGGCGCAAUCACACUUGUUCCGCAUCCCCUAUUCUGAUUAUCAGCUGUUGUCAAACACGUGGGGGGAAAAAAGAUGCGUCCCUUCCUCAAUAGUGUGCAGCGAAUUCUAUUUCAUCAAAAGUCAAAUGAGUAUGAGAUCUGGGCAUUUAAAGUAUAGUCGAUUUUCAAAACGUCACAUACUAUAAAACUAUAUAUUUUAUUGCAUAUUUAAGUAACCUACUAGGGUAUUCGGACACGGUCAGUGUAACUCCCAAUUGUGUCAUGAUGCUUAAUACUGAUCAUUGGCAUUUCAUUUUGAACACAGUGAUUUUAUGGAUAAUUGCUACUGCAAGUGAAACACUGAAUGUGACCGUUUAUAGUUUCCAAAAAGAAAAUGACAAAAAUGAACAUUGUUACCAUAAUUUUAUGAUUUGCUAAAUAUAAUUAUUUAACUUUGUUUACUAUGUUGUUAUGUUACUCUUAUAGCUACAGUAACUUCCCCAUUUCACAUUUUGGUCAACAGUACACCCAGCCUCUACACUCAAAUUAAAACUUCAGACAGUAAACAUAAAUUGUUAUGCAAAAUUCUAAAAUUCCAUUACUUCGCCUAAUUUCAGUUUGUGACAAAACAAGCAAGUAUAGUGCAGAAAAUCAUUGUACCAUCUAAACCCGCUGUUAAAUAUAUUUUCCGUAACCAAAAAUAUUGUAUUUUGGGUUGUUUUGAAGUUGGUAUACAAAACCGAAAAUAAGACUCAAAAAUGAAACGUAAGAAUGGGAAGUUAUAGAAAUAGCGCACAUAGAACAGGGUCUACCGCUUCUUAGACUUGCUUUCAAUGAGGACAGCUCCACUGUGUAACUCACAUUUCUAUGUGAAUUUGUUUGGGUUUCCGGGAAAAAAAAAAAAGACAGAUUACAGCUUUAACUACCUGCACACAAAACGAUUUAUAAGAAUGGGUAGGAAAUUCGUAUGAGUAGAAGUAAUCAUUGAGUAAAUUAUAAAAAUAAAAAUAAAUUAUUCUUCUGAACACCCAGCAGCCCCUACUAACUCCCAUCACAUAGAUCUGUCUUCCCUAGUGAUAAUCAAGGAUUCAAUGUUAAUGUCCAUGAUCCUCUCCAAGUUCCAUUUCACAAGGACACAACCGUCACAAUGUCAAAACCUUUAUAUGCGUCCUUAAUGGUACCCUAUUCCAUUUGUAGUGCACUACGUUUGACCAGCUCCAUAUGAGCGUAGUGUACUAAAAUACAUACAGUAGGGUGCUAUUAGAGACUUUAAACCCGAAACUUUUUCCUCCGAUUGCACCUUGAAUAGCAUAAUGGCAUUACUAUAAGAGGAUCUAUACGUCAUUAAUAAUGUUGUCUUUUACACUGUGUGUAAAAAAAAAACACAUAAGAAAUCCCUUUUGCCCUCAGAACAGACUCAAUUCGUCCGGGCAUGGACACUAAAAGGUGUGGAAAGCGUUUCCACGGGAUUGUUGGCCCAUGUUGACUCCAAUGCUUCCCACAGUUGUGUCAAGUUGGCUGGAUGUCAAUCAAUCAAUGAAUGAAAUGUAUUUAUAAAGCAGCUGUCUCAAAGUACUUAUACAGAAACCCAGCUUAAAACAGCAAACAAUGCAGAUGUAGAAGCACGGUGGAAAAACUCCCUAGAAAGGCAUUAGCCAACCUAGAGAUGAAGCAGGCUCUGAGGGGUGGCCAGUCCUCUUCUGGCUGUGCCGGGUGGAGAUUAUAAGAGUACACGGCCAAGAUGUUCAAACGUCCAUAGAUAACCAACAGGGUCAGAUAAUAAUAAUCACAGUGGUUGUCGAGGGUGCAACAGGUCAGCACCUCAGCUGUGUUUGUCAAUUGGCUUCACCUGGUCAGUCCAUGUCAUAGAAAGAGCAGGUGUUCUUAAUGUUUUGUACACGGUGUAUACUGUAUGUGGUAUGAGCAAGUAUCUAUAGGAUUUAACCCAUCCCAAUCCUAUUACAUAUCCCUGGGUAUGUUUGGCCUGUCAUUGUCCCUUAAGCAGACAUUAUGUAUUUUUUUUUUAAGUUCGUUUUUAUUUUUUAACAAUAUGUGCACAAAGCCCUCCCCCAAAAAAGCUGUUAAGAAAUAAACGUGUCAACUAUU
Molecule: messenger RNA, 6656 nt
Organism: Oncorhynchus kisutch (coho salmon)
Lineage: Eukaryota; Metazoa; Chordata; Actinopteri; Salmoniformes; Salmonidae
Product: extracellular sulfatase Sulf-1-like
Exons: 18
Coding region: 60-2603 (847 amino acids)
Biological process (GO): positive regulation of vascular endothelial growth factor production; negative regulation of fibroblast growth factor receptor signaling pathway; positive regulation of Wnt signaling pathway
Cellular component (GO): plasma membrane; cell surface; endoplasmic reticulum
Molecular function (GO): N-acetylglucosamine-6-sulfatase activity; glycosaminoglycan binding
Source: RefSeq, a predicted model, not a curated record